This is a messenger RNA of Cephus cinctus (wheat stem sawfly), 2019 nucleotides long. RefSeq names its product small glutamine-rich tetratricopeptide repeat-containing protein alpha. Gene Ontology annotation, cellular component: TRC complex; membrane. Bases 216 to 1127 code for a protein of 303 amino acids. The transcript has 4 exons. Gene Ontology annotation, molecular function: protein binding; molecular adaptor activity. The record is from RefSeq and is a predicted model, not a curated record. Gene Ontology annotation, biological process: post-translational protein targeting to endoplasmic reticulum membrane. Lineage: Eukaryota; Metazoa; Arthropoda; Insecta; Hymenoptera; Cephidae.
AAUUCCGGGCGCUACGAUCGUUUCGUAAAGUCUUGAGGUGGCGACUGGUUCUUUUUCGUAAAAACAAAUCUCGCAAUUUUGACUAAUCAUUACAAUCAUCGUCUGUCUUUUAGUCGCACGUAUUCACUUUAUCUUGAAGAAUAACAUCGAAGGUUUGUUUCUAAUUGAAAUUGCCUUUCUGCAUUUUUUCUCUGAAUAUCUAACAUAAGGAAAAAAUGGCUGUCAAGGGACUGGUUGCAUCCAUUGUUCAAUUUCUAACUCAGCAAUUAGAAGAUGGUGACUUAACAGCAGAUUCUCGUGAGAGUCUGGAGGUUGCAAUUCAAUGUCUGGAAAGUGCUUAUAACGUGCAGGCAUCAGAUGCGCCAGCAAACUUGAAUUUGCACGAUGUGUAUAAAGCAGCUAUAGACAGUGCAAAACCUAAUUUAGGUCCAGUGGCUAGUCCAGAGGCAAAAGCCGAGGCAGAAAGACUCAAGAAUGAGGGUAAUGCUCUCAUUAGAGCAGAAAAGUAUCAUGAAGCUCUUGUGAAUUAUACCAAAGCGAUCCAGUUGGAUGGACACAAUGCUGUGUACUACUGUAACCGAGCAGCAGUUCACUCUAAGAUCGGAAAUCCUCAACAAGUAAUCAAAGACUGUCAAACCGCACUUUCAAUUGAUCCCUCAUAUAGCAAAGCUUAUGGACGUUUGGGUCUAGCUUACUCCAGUCUGGAGAGACAUAAGGAAGCUAAAGAGAGUUACCAAAAGGCAUUAGAAUUGGAGCCAGACAAUGAGAGCUAUAAGAUCAAUUUACAGCUUGCUGAAGAAAAAUUAGCUCAACAAGGAGUCAGCAACAUGGGUCUUGGUGCUAGUAAUACAGCACCAGGAUUACCUGGCAUGGACCUCAGUUCGCUCUUAAGCAAUCCAGCUCUAAUGAACAUGGCACGUCAAAUGCUUUCUGAUCCUACCAUGCAAAAUAUGAUGAGCAAUCUAAUGAGAGGAAAUAAUGAACAAGGAGGACGUAUGGAUGCCCUUAUUGAGGCUGGACAACAAUUAGCACAACAAAUGCAGAGUGCCAAUCCUGAAUUAAUUGAUUCACUGCGACGUCAAAUGGGUGGUAAUCCUAAUGACCCAGAGCCACCCCAGAAAAAUUGAACGGAAUAUGACUUCCCAGAUACCCGCGGGUUAUGUCAGAUAUUCUGUAACGAAGACAAUGCACGAUAGGAUUCCACUAAAAUAUUGAAUUUUUCAGUGGUAACAAUCGUUUUCCAUAAACACUUCCUAAAUCACAUAGUCAAGAUCAUUAAUUCUGUCUUGCCGCUAUCGUUACCCGACCUUCGCCUCAUUCCCCCCCCCUCCACAUAUAUUAUCUUUACAGUAUAAAGAAUCUUAUAAUUUAGAUUAAGCAAAGUGCAAGCCUUUUCAAGAAGUAUAUCUGUGUAAAAAUCUUAUGGAUUAAGUUUAUGAUCAAGGCCCUUUGAUCUUGCAAUAUUAUAAAGUACAUCUAAAAAUCAUUCCUCCAGUUAAAUGCCAUGAUUCGGGAUAAUUUAUCAAUCCAAAAGAAAACUUACGCAUAUAUGUAUAACAGAAAAUGCUGUAUUCAUAAGCAAUUCCGGCAAUAUUAGAAAAAGUGUUGAGAGGCUUUAUGAAGGCCUAAGGAUACAUGCUUAAUCAGUGUUAUCAUCUAUUAUUGUAAAUCACGUAAAAGCUGGGCAAGCAUCUUAAAUUCAGCAUAAUUCAUCUUACUAGUACUCGACACUUUUUCUACUAUAGUAUUUGCAGGAAUGCAGAGAAAAAUUAUUCAUGGUUGUUAAGUUACAAAGCAUUAUGAGAGACACAUCAGUGAAGGAAUUACAAUUGUAUAAAUGAGAACCGUCGUAGUAAUUAAUAUAGAAUACACGAACUAUGUCGGGAGUCUGGGUAAAAAAAUGGAUUCAAGAUACAAGGCCCUGGGACUCGAUUUUCCUAUAAUGAUCUCUCGUACCUAGGGUUUGUAUUUUUCAUUUCAUAAAAUUGGGAUAAAUAAAUAUCUCUCGUUUUACCAGAA